Messenger RNA from Sorex araneus (European shrew), 872 nucleotides. RefSeq names its product glutathione S-transferase A4. Lineage: Eukaryota; Metazoa; Chordata; Mammalia; Eulipotyphla; Soricidae. The coding region runs from base 48 to 716 and encodes 222 amino acids. Gene Ontology annotation, biological process: xenobiotic metabolic process; glutathione metabolic process. The record is from RefSeq and is a predicted model, not a curated record. Gene Ontology annotation, molecular function: glutathione transferase activity. The transcript is spliced from 7 exons.
GGGGAACCUGCCGCCCGUGAGAUUGAGCCCCCCGAGCCUGUGGAGUCAUGGCCGCCAAACCCAAGCUCUACUAUUUCCAGGGCAGGGGCCGGAUGGAGUCAAUCCGCUGGCUCCUGGCGGCCGCCGGAGUGGAGUUUGAAGAAGAAUUUCUUGAAACAAGACAACAGUAUGAGAAGUUACUAAAGGAUGAACGCCUGCUUUUUGGUCAAGUGCCUAUGGUGGAAAUGGAUGGAAUGAUGCUAACACAGACCAGAGCCAUUCUCAGCUACCUUGCGGCCAAGUACAACCUGUAUGGCAAGGACCUGAAGGAGCGAGUCAGGAUCGACAUGUACGCUGACGGGACCCUGGACCUCAUGUUGAUGAUCGCAGUGGCCGCGUUUAAAACCCCCGAGGAGAAGAAAGAAAGCCUGGCUCUUGUAGUGAAGAAAGCGAAAACCCGGUAUUUCCCUGUGUUUGAAAAGAUCUUGAAAGAUCACGGAGAGGAUUUUCUUGUUGGCAACAAAUUCAGUUGGGCAGACAUACAGUUGUUUGAAGCUAUAUUGAUGGUGGAAGAACUCGAUGCAUCUGUCCUUUCUGAUUUUCCUCUACUACAGAAGUUUAAAACCAGAAUCAGUAACAUCCCUAACGUUAAGAAGUUCCUGCAGCCUGGGAGUCAAAGGAAGCCGCCCCCAGACAGCCGCUAUGUGUCUGUGGUGAGGGAAGUCCUGCAGUUCUAAGGCUUCUGGUCUGAGCACCGCAAAGAGGAGCAACUUGGUCACCUCGUCAAUAUGCGUCACCACCUGAGCAGUGUAGAUUGUAGAAGUAAAAUGUCUGCAAAAAAAAUAAAUGCAUCAUCAUAGGAUCAUCAUAGCAUCAUCAACAGCAACCCCUAA